This is a messenger RNA of Balaenoptera musculus (blue whale), 780 nucleotides long. It is a transcript of the gene RNF151, whose product is annotated as ring finger protein 151. Gene Ontology annotation, biological process: protein K63-linked ubiquitination; regulation of canonical NF-kappaB signal transduction; positive regulation of JNK cascade. The transcript has 4 exons. The record is from RefSeq and is a predicted model, not a curated record. Lineage: Eukaryota; Metazoa; Chordata; Mammalia; Artiodactyla; Balaenopteridae. Gene Ontology annotation, molecular function: zinc ion binding; ubiquitin-protein transferase activity. Bases 22 to 750 code for a protein of 242 amino acids. Gene Ontology annotation, cellular component: plasma membrane signaling receptor complex.
GCUGCCAUCCAGACAGAGAUCAUGAGUGGCGGGUAUGAUCUCAACCUCUUCGCCAGCCCUCCCGACUGCAACUUCCUGUGCUCUGUCUGCCAUGGAGUUCUCAAGAGGCCGAUGAGGUUGCCAUGCAGCCACAUCUUCUGCAAGAAGUGCAUCCUCCCGUGGCUAGCCAGACAAAAGACCUGUCCGUGCUGCAGGAAAGAGGUGACACAGAAAAAGAUGGUCCAUGUGAAUAAACUCCGGAAGAUCAUUGGCCGCCUGGAAGUCAAGUGCAAGAACGCCGAAGCUGGCUGCCUGGUGACGUGCCCCCUGGCCCAUCGGAAGGGGCACCAGGACUCAUGCCCUUUCGAGCUGAUGGCCUGUCCCAACGAGGGGUGCCCGUCGCGGGUGCCUCGUGGGAACCUGGCCGAGCACCGGCAGAAUUGCCAGCAUGGUGCCCAUCAGCGCUGCCCCCUGGGCUGCGGGGCCACCCUGGGCCCGGCCGAACGCGCAAGCCACAACUGCUACCGUGAGCUGCGCGAGGCCUGGUGCCAGCGCCAGGAGCGCUGCCGGACCCUGGUGCUGUGCCUGCUACAGCGCAUUCGCAAGGUGUACCGGUCUGCCAACCUCAUCCGCCGGCAGCUGGCCCAGCUCGGAGAGUUCCUGGAAGAUGACGGCCUGCUCUUGGGCGCCCCGCAAGAGGAGGCUGAGGCCCCCCCAGAAGGCAGCAUUGGGGCUGAGAUGUGGGGGGCCCAGGGCCAAGCUACCUUGUAAAUAGGGGAGUAAAUAAACGCAGAGCCCAGG